This is a messenger RNA of Callorhinus ursinus (northern fur seal), 1440 nucleotides long. RefSeq names its product olfactory receptor 11L1-like. Gene Ontology annotation, cellular component: membrane. The record is from RefSeq and is a predicted model, not a curated record. Gene Ontology annotation, molecular function: olfactory receptor activity; G protein-coupled receptor activity. Gene Ontology annotation, biological process: G protein-coupled receptor signaling pathway. Lineage: Eukaryota; Metazoa; Chordata; Mammalia; Carnivora; Otariidae.
CUAGCAGGAGGAAGUAUAUUUAAUUAAAGAAAAACAGCAAGAUAUAUGGAAGAUGAGACUGAACUGAAGCGGCAUUAGGACAGAGUUUUUUUUUCAUUUUUGUUGAGUGCUGUAUCCCCAGGACCUUGAGGAGUGACUGCAUAUUUGGACACCCAAGAAGAGACACCCACCCUUGUCACCACAUGCCUGAAUAUUAGAGGGAAGCAUCCUGGAGCCCCCCACCUCCCAUGGUUUGCUCUCACCAGGAAGCCAGGCUGAUCUGUGAAGCCUGACACUUUCUGGUUGUGGGCAAUGAAGCCCCCAAAUGUGUCCAGUGUCACUGAGUUCCAGUUGCUAGGAUUCCAGAACCUUCUUGAAUGGCAGACAUUACUCUUUGCCAUCUUCCUGUUCAUCUACUUUCUCACAGCCACAGGGAAUGUUGUCAUUAUUGCAGUGGUGAGCCAGGACCAGCGACUGCACUCACCCAUGUAUGUAUUUCUCACAAUUCUCUUUCUGGAGAUCUGGUAUACAUCCACCAUUGUGCCCCUUCUCCUAGCCAACCUGUUCUCCCACGGCCAAGCCAUCUCUUUCCCUGCCUGUAUGGCACAGCUUUACUUCUUCGUGUUCUUUGGGGCUACUGAGUGCUUUCUUCUGGCCAUGAUGGCCUAUGACCGAUAUCCGGCCAUCUGCAGCCCACUCCACUACUCUUUCCUGAUGAGUCCUGAGACCUGCACCAAGUUGGUGGCAAUCUCUUGGUUAACAGGUGUUGGCACAGGAUUUCUGCCCUCCCUAAUGAUCUCCAAGUUGGAUUUCUGUGGUCCUAACCAGAUCAAUCACUUCUUCUGUGACCUCCCUCCCCUCAUGCGGCUCUCAUGUUCCAGUGUGUGUAUCACCAGGAUGGUCAUCUUUAUCCUGUCUAUUGCAGUGCUGUGCAUUUGCUUUCUUCUUACACUUGUGUCCUAUGUUUUCAUUAUAUCUACCAUAUUGAGAAUUCCUUCAGCCUCUGGCCAGAUGAAGACCUUUUCCACAUGUGGCUCCCAUUUGGCUGUUGUCACUAUCUACUAUGGGACCAUGAUCUCCAUGUAUGUUCACCCCAAUGACCACCUGUCACCUGAAAUCAACAAGAUCAUUUCUGUCUUCUACACUGUGGUCACCCCACUGCUGUACCCUGUUAUCUAUAGCUUGAGGAACCAAGAAUUCAAAGAGGCUGUUAGAAAAGUCAUGAGAAAAAAGUGUGGUAUCUAUGGAGUAAGAGUGAAGGGGAGUUUCUUUGUUAGGUAAGAAAAAUUAGCACAAGAACACACAGUGGAUUAAUUUGGGGAUUAUGGGAGUGGCAAGUUUGGAGCCUUCAAACCAGAAUGUCAUCCUUGGCACCAUGUUGAAUUCCACAAGCCAUAAUGAAAGAGUUUCAUCAUGGCCCCUUGCCAACAACUGUUCAGAAGACAGCCUCUAUCAAAUCAU